CAUUUGUUUAGUUCUCAAAGCCUCCCAAAACCCUAGCUCCUGCUCUCUGCUUUGGAGGCGCUUCUGCAGAUCUCUGCGGCCUUGUUUAGUGAAGAUGGUGAGAGUUAGUGUCCUGAAUGAUGCUCUCAAGAGCAUGUACAAUGCAGAGAAGCGUGGGAAGCGACAGGUGAUGAUCAGACCUUCCUCAAAAGUGAUCGUCAAAUUUCUCCUGGUUAUGCAGAAGCAUGGUUACAUUGGAGAGUUUGAGUAUGUUGACGAUCACAGGUCUGGAAAGAUUGUUGUUGAACUGAAUGGAAGACUAAACAAAUGUGGGGUUAUCAGUCCCCGUUUUGAUGUGGGCGUCAAAGAUAUUGAGCCAUGGACUGCUAGGCUGCUCCCCUCAAGACAGUUUGGAUACAUUGUGCUGACUACUUCGGCUGGCAUCAUGGAUCAUGAGGAGGCUAGGAGAAAGAAUGUUGGUGGCAAAGUGCUUGGUUUCUUCUACUAGGGUGAUUUUAUCCCAAGAAUGGAUCUGAAUUUUUCUAUUAAUGAAGAAUUUUGGUGUAUUUUGGAACUUGAUUUUGCCAUAGAGUUAGUUCUAUGUUUGCUUGAAUUCCUGUUUUGUUUUGAACGUGAGUGGAGGUAGUUACCAACAUUUUUAAAGACAGUAAUGUUAGUUGCCGUGUUUACCCUUUACCUAAAGAUGGUUACAAUUUGUUUUUUUGCAAGACUGCACAUUUGGCAAUCAUUUCAAUUUAAAUUA
Vitis riparia (riverbank grape) is the source of this 742-nucleotide messenger RNA. Its product is annotated as 40S ribosomal protein S15a. The coding region runs from base 95 to 487 and encodes 130 amino acids. Lineage: Eukaryota; Viridiplantae; Streptophyta; Magnoliopsida; Vitales; Vitaceae. The transcript is spliced from 4 exons. Gene Ontology annotation, biological process: translation. Gene Ontology annotation, molecular function: structural constituent of ribosome. Gene Ontology annotation, cellular component: cytosolic small ribosomal subunit; ribosome. The record is from RefSeq and is a predicted model, not a curated record.